Nanorana parkeri is the source of this 6995-nucleotide messenger RNA. Its product is annotated as sodium channel protein type 2 subunit alpha-like. The record is from RefSeq and is a predicted model, not a curated record. The transcript has 27 exons. Gene Ontology annotation, molecular function: voltage-gated sodium channel activity; protein binding. Gene Ontology annotation, biological process: membrane depolarization during action potential; sodium ion transmembrane transport; neuronal action potential. Bases 255 to 6302 code for a protein of 2015 amino acids. Lineage: Eukaryota; Metazoa; Chordata; Amphibia; Anura; Dicroglossidae. Gene Ontology annotation, cellular component: axon; plasma membrane; voltage-gated sodium channel complex.
AGCAGGAAGCAAGGGGAAGAAAAGAAGAGGGGUUGUGAAGGAGCUUCACGGUCUUUUUCAGUCAUAAUGGAUUAAGGGCAAAUGCUUUGUCAGCUUUUGUGGCUUAGGGAUCUCAGCAUCUUGUACAAGGAGCUCCAUUCCAUUCUGCUUAUUCUUGGUGCAGGUUCCCUCUGCUGACAUGGUUUGCAGACUUUCUCCUACAUCAGCACCUUCAUAUGUGAGAGGCUGAUUGGGAAUUAGUGCAGGAUGAGAAGAUGGAACAGCCACAUUUACCCCCACCAGGACCUGACAGCCUUCGCUUCUUCACCAGAGAAUCUCUUGCUAUUAUCGAGAAGCGCGUUGCAGAAGAAAAAGCCAAAAAACCAGCAAAGGACCGCAGAGAUGACGAUGACGACAAUGGACCCAAGCCGAACUCAGACUUGGAAGCAGGCAAAAGCUUGCCUUUUAUAUAUGGAGACCUACCAUCCGCAAUGGUCUCGGAGCCAAUGGAGGACCUUGACCCCUAUUACGCCAACAAAAAGACAUUUAUAGUAUUGAAUAGAGGGAAGGCAAUCUUCCGCUUCAGUGCCACGUCUGCCUUGUACAUUUUAACACCCUUUAACCCCAUUAGAAAAAUAUCAAUAAAGAUUUUGGUGCAUUCGUUAUUCAGCAUGCUCAUUAUGUGCACUAUUUUGACCAACUGUGUGUUCAUGACCAUGAGUAAUCCCCCGGAAUGGACCAAGAAUGUAGAAUACACUUUCACUGGGAUUUAUACCUUUGAAUCUCUAAUAAAAAUUCUGGCAAGAGGAUUUUGCUUAGAAGGUUUCACUUUCCUGCGGGAUCCAUGGAACUGGCUGGACUUCAGUGUCAUUAGCAUGGCAUAUGUCACAGAGUUUGUGGACCUGGGCAAUGUCUCAGCAUUGAGAACAUUCAGAGUUCUCCGAGCAUUGAAAACAAUUUCAGUCAUUCCAGGCCUCAAGACCAUUGUGGGUGCCCUGAUUCAGUCGGUUAAGAAGCUUUCAGAUGUGAUGAUUCUCACAGUGUUUUGUCUAAGUGUGUUUGCACUAAUAGGACUGCAGCUUUUCAUGGGACACCUACGGAAUAAAUGUGUACGGUGGCCCCCAGUAUAUGAACCAAAUAUUACCUCCUACUUUAAUGCAUCUUAUGGCAUGAAUGGCUCCUAUAUCAACAUAACUUUAAAUCCAUUUGACAAAGAAGAAUAUAUCCUAGAUGAAAACAAUUUCUAUUUUUUGCCUGGGCAGAGGGAUGCCCUUCUUUGUGGAAACAGCACGGAUGCAGGCCAAUGCCCAAAAGGAUUUGUAUGUUUAAAAACUGGAAGGAAUCCUAACUAUGGCUACACAAGUUUUGAUACCUUCAGCUGGGCCUUCCUGUCCCUGUUUCGGCUGAUGACUCAAGAUUACUGGGAGAACCUUUAUAUGCUGACCCUGCGAGCUGCUGGCAAGACCUACAUGAUCUUCUUUGUGCUGGUGAUCUUCUUGGGCUCCUUCUAUCUUAUUAAUCUGAUCCUGGCUGUGGUGGCCAUGGCCUAUGACGAACAGAACCAAGCAACAUUAGAAGAAGCUGAGCAGAAAGAAGCCGAAUUCCAGCAUAUGAUGGAGCAGUUAAGAAAGCAUCAAGAAGAUAUUCAGACAGCGGCAGCCGCAGCACAUGAAGCAGCAAUUGGAUCCAGAGAGUUUAGUGGAGGGACAGGUUAUGGAGGCCUGUCAGAGAGUUCAUCUGUAACAUCUAUGCUUAGUUCCAAAAGUGCCAAGGAAAGAAGAAACAGAAGAAAGAAACGGAAACAAAAAGAGCAGGGUGAAGAGAAGUGUGAUGGCCAGAAAUUCCGCAAGUCAACAUCAGAGAACAGCCUGAAGAAGUUCCGUUUCCCCUUAGAGGGAAUGCGGUUGUCCUAUGACAAGAAAUCUUCCCCCCACCAGUCCCUGCUCGAUGUCCAGGAGGGCCUAUUCUCACCAAGGCGAAACAGUAAAACCAGCCUAUUCAGUUUUCGAGGCCGUGGGAAGGAUGUGGGAUCAGAGAAUGACUUUGCAGAUGAUGAACACAGCACUUUUGAGGACAACGAGAGCAGGAGAGGUUCUUUAUUUGUACCACGCAGAUCCGGAGAGAGGCGGAACAGCAAUAUCAGCCAAGCCAGCAAGGCCUCGAGAACCCUGCCAGCGAAUGGGAAGAUGCACAGCACAGUGGAUUGCAACGGAGUGGUCUCCCUGCUGGGUGGGCCGUCACCAACAUCGCCUGCUGGACUACUUCUGCCAGAGGUGAUAAUAGAUAAACCAGCUUCUGAUGACAAUGGUGCCAACACCGAAAACGAGCUGAGAAAAAGAAGGUUAAGUUCCUAUCACGUUUCAAUGGAUUUUUUGGAAGAUCCUAUUCUGAGACAAAGGGCUUUGAGUAUAGCCAGCAAUCUUACCAACACAAUGGAGGAAUUAGAAGAAUCUAGGCAAAAAUGUCCUCCGUGCUGGAACAAAUUUGCCAAUACCUAUCUGAUAUGGGAUUGCUCUGACAACUGGCUGAAAAUAAAGUAUGCCGUCAAUGUUGCGGUGAUGGACCCCUUCGUUGAUCUUGCGAUCACCAUCUGCAUCGUUUUAAAUACCUUGUUCAUGGCAAUGGAGCAUUAUCCUAUAACUCCUGAGUUUGCUGAAGUGCUGUAUGUUGGAAAUCUGGUAUUCACUGGUAUUUUCACUGCAGAGAUGAUCUUCAAACUCAUUGCACUAGACCCCUACUACUACUUCCAAGUGGGGUGGAAUAUAUUUGACAGUAUUAUUGUCAGUUUGAGCUUAAUGGAACUCGGUCUGUCCAACGUGGAAGGAUUGUCAGUACUGAGGUCCUUUAGAUUGCUCCGAGUCUUCAAGUUGGCAAAAUCAUGGCCUACUCUCAACAUGCUGAUCAAGAUCAUCGGUAACUCUGUGGGAGCUCUGGGAAACCUGACCUUGGUGUUGGCUAUCAUUGUGUUUAUUUUUGCUGUGGUCGGCAUGCAGCUCUUUGGUAAAAGUUACAAGGAAUGUGUCUGCAAAAUAUCACCUGACACAUGUAAACUUCCACGCUGGCACAUGAAUGACUUCUUCCAUUCCUUCUUGAUUGUGUUCCGUGUACUGUGUGGAGAGUGGAUCGAGACUAUGUGGGACUGUAUGGAGGUGGCCGGACAAUCUAUGUGUCUAACAGUGUUUAUGAUGGUGAUGGUCAUUGGAAAUCUAGUGGUGUUAAACCUGUUCUUAGCUUUGCUGCUGAGCUCAUUUAGCUCAGACAAUCUUGCUGCAACAGACGAUGAUAAUGAAAUGAAUAAUCUACAAAUUGCCAUGGCUAGAAUGCACAUUGGGAUUGCGUGCGUGAAAAGGAAAGCACGGGAGUUCAUCCAGAACGCAUUUGUGAAGAAGAAAAAAGAGCUGGAGGAAAAUAAACCUUUAGAAGACAUGCAGAACCAGAAAGACUGCUGUAUAUCCAACCACACCACCGUGGAAAUAAACAAAGACUUUGAGUACCUGAAGGAUGGGAAUGGAACGGCCACAAGUGGUAUUGGUAGCAGUGUGGAAAAAUACAAUAUUGAUAUGGAAAGUGACUAUAUGUCAUUCAUACAUAACCCGAGUCUCACGGUAACUGUACCAAUAGCUGUAGGGGAAUCAGACUUUGAAAACUUGAACACAGAGGAAUUUAGCAGUGAGUCUGACAUUGAAGAGAGCAAAGAGAAACUGACCCUAUCCAGCUCAUCAGAAGGCAGCACUGUUGACAUAAGGCCACCCGCGGAAGGUGAACCUGCAGCUUUAGUGGAGCCGGAGGAAAUUAUGGAGCCAGAAGCUUUCUUUACAGAAGGGUGUAUCAGGAAGUUCCCAUGUUGUGAUUUCAGUACUCUGGAAGGGAGAGGAAAACAGUGGUGGAACCUAAGAAAAACAUGUUUUAGAAUAGUAGAACACAACUGGUUCGAGACGUUCAUAAUCUUCAUGAUUCUUCUUAGCAGUGGAGCUCUGGCUUUUGAAGACAUUUACAUUGAACAAAGAAAAACAAUUAAAACCAUGCUGGAAUAUGCUGAUAAAGUCUUCACGUACAUCUUCAUCCUUGAAAUGCUUCUGAAAUGGUUGGCCUAUGGAUUUGCUAAAUACUUCACCAACGCCUGGUGCUGGCUGGACUUCCUGAUUGUUGAUGUGUCAUUGGUUAGCUUAAUAGCUAACGCCUUGGGCUACUCAGAAUUAGGGGCUAUAAAGUCCCUUAGGACACUGAGGGCAUUGAGACCUUUGAGGGCCCUGUCACGGUUUGAAGGGAUGAGGGUGGUUGUAAAUGCCCUUAUUGGUGCUAUACCUUCCAUCAUGAACGUGCUGCUGGUUUGUCUAAUAUUUUGGCUAAUUUUUAGCAUUAUGGGGGUGAACAUGUUCGCUGGAAAAUAUGGCUACUGUUUAAAUGUCACAUCGGAAGAAUACUUUGAUAUUGAUAUAGUCAAUAAUAAAUCAGAUUGUGAAGCAAUCAUAGCAGCCAAUAAUCAAAGCGCAAGAUGGAAAAACGUUAAAGUGAACUUUGAUAAUGUCGGCUUUGGUUAUCUAGCCUUGCUUCAAGUGGCAACAUUUAAAGGCUGGAUGGAUAUCAUGUAUGCUGCUGUUGAUUCGAGAAAGAUGGAACAGCAACCAAAAUAUGAAGACAAUCUGUACAUGUACCUUUAUUUUGUCAUAUUCAUCAUCUUCGGAUCCUUUUUCACGCUAAAUCUGUUCAUUGGUGUCAUCAUUGAUAACUUUAAUCAACAGAAAAAGAAAUUUGGAGGUCAGGAUAUCUUCAUGACAGAAGAACAAAAGAAAUAUUACAAUGCCAUGAAAAAACUAGGAUCCAAAAAGCCACAAAAACCUGUUCCUAGGCCACAGAAUAGAUUCCAAGGUGCUGUCUUUGAUUUUGUGUCCACGCAACCGUUUGACAUCACCAUUAUGGUUUUGAUUUGCUUGAACAUGGUAACAAUGAUGAUAGAAACAGACGACCAGACCAAAGACAUGGAAAAUAUCUUGUACUGGGUUAAUGCAGUCUUUAUUGUGCUCUUCACCGGAGAAUGUGUGCUCAAGCUUACUUCCUUACGACAUUACUACUUCACAAUGGGAUGGAAUAUUUUUGAUUUUGUGGUUGUCAUUCUCUCUAUAGUAGGUAUGUUCCUAGCUGAUCUGAUUGAAAAAUACUUUGUAUCACCAACCCUGUUCAGAGUGAUAAGACUUGCCAGAAUAGGACGUAUCCUGCGUCUCAUUAAAGGAGCAAAAGGCAUUCGUACUUUGCUGUUUGCUUUGAUGAUGUCACUUCCUGCAUUGUUUAACAUAGGAUUACUACUUUUCCUUGUUAUGUUCAUUUACGCUAUCUUUGGAAUGUCCAACUUUGCCUAUGUCAAGAAAGAAGCAGGAAUUGAUGACAUGUACAAUUUUGAAACGUUUGGCAAUAGUAUGAUUUGUUUAUUCAUGAUCACAACAUCAGCUGGAUGGGAUGGCUUGUUAGCACCCAUUCUUAACAGUAAAUACCCAGAUUGUGAUCCAGCUAUAGAACAUCCUGGGAGUUCUGUUAGAGGGGAUUGUGGUAACCCUUCUGUUGGGAUUUUCUUCUUUGUAAGUUAUAUCAUCAUAUCCUUUUUAGUGGUGGUAAACAUGUAUAUUGCUGUCAUUUUGGAGAACUUUGGUGUUGCGACAGAGGAAAGUGCAGAACCACUUGGAGAGGAUGACUUUGAAAUGUUCUAUGAAGUCUGGGAAAAGUUUGAUCCAGGUGCAACACAGUUCAUUCAGUACAAUAAAUUGACUGAAUUUGCCGAUGCUCUAGAUCCGCCCCUUCGCAUGCCAAAACCAAACAAUGUACAGCUUAUUGCAAUGGAUCUUCCCAUGGUAAGUGGUGACAGAAUUCACUGCCUUGACAUCUUGUUUGCUUUCACAAAGCGAGUAUUGGGUGAAGGAGACGAAAUGGAUAAUCUCCGUCAACCAAUGGAGGAACGUUUCAUGGCUUCCAACCCUUCAAAGGUCUCUUAUGAACCAAUCACUUCUACGUUACGUAGAAAACAAGAGGAAUUGUCAGCUAUUGUGAUCCAACGCGCCUUCCGAAGUUAUCUUUUGAGGAAAACCAUACAUCGUGCUUCCUUUAUGUACCGUAAUGCUAAAGACAAAGAUGGAGACAGUCUAAUAACACGGAAGGACGUGCUGAGCGACCGACUUAAUGGGAACUCUACAACAGAUAAAGUAGACAUUACACCCUCAACAACAUCUCCCCCAUCCUAUGACAGUGUUACAAAACCAGACAAAGAGAAACAUGAAAAAGACAAAACAGAGAAAGAAGACAUGGCAAAAGAUAUCAGGGAGCGUAAGAAGUAACUUUUUUUGUGGCAAAAUGUUUACAGCCUGUGAACAUUUUUUAUGUCAGCAGGACUCCUUUCAGAGAAUUAUGCCAAACUGACAGUUCUUAAAAUUAUGUACUUAUGGUCAGUGCCUACAGUAUGACAGUGACCCCCUGCCAGGAAUGGACUACAAAGACGCUCAACACCCUUGACUGGAGGUUACUGUUUUAACCUCUUCACUGAUAUAGAGGCUUGCAAUGCAUCGGUCAAGGAUGUUUUGCUGGUCACUUAGGAAGUAAAGGGGUUGACUUCCCAGCUGACACUGCUGAAGAGGAUAGUCAAAAUGGCUACUCAGACUGUGCGGAAUGGGGACCAUUUUGUGGGAUACAAACCUAUUGUUUUUUUUUUGUGUGUUGAACACUUUAGUAAAGUACUUGUAUCCACUGUUUGCAUUUCAACUGCCAUACUUGCCAUAUGUUUACAAGUUCUAUGUUUAUGGAUUCAUCCUUUUUUUGAAUUCAUGGGUUCUCUACAAUUAUAUGCGACUAUUUUUGUAAAUGGGUUUUAUGUUGGGAAGGAGCUGAUAAUGACGACUUCAAAGGUAUGGGAACCAGGUGUUCUUCAAUAUCUUUCACUAUAACAUAUAUGGAGAAAAGUGAUUGCAUGAACGCAUGCCAGGCUCAUAGGUCAUGCAUGGGAAAAAAAUAAAAACAUAGAGCUUAAAAAAAAU